Molecule: messenger RNA, 1971 nt
Organism: Symbiodinium necroappetens
Lineage: Eukaryota; Dinophyceae; Suessiales; Symbiodiniaceae
Source: the annotation of a GenBank genome assembly
AUGGCGACGGCGCCCCCUGGACAGGCGAUGUCCAAGGACCCUAAGACUCAGUUGAAUCACUUCUGCCAGAGGUACUGCCAGCGACCUGUAACGAAGAGUGAUAUAUCCUACACCACCAACAAGUUUGGAAAUCAGUACCAAGCGAUCGUUAAGCUCGAUUGCAUUCAGGGCCAGGAGUAUGCUGGACAUCUCUGCAUCAAUCAAAAAGAUGCAGAAAAGUCCGCUGCGGAGCAGGCUGUCAUGGCUUUCUCGUCACAGAUGGCUGUGUUGAAGCCGCCCGUGCAGAGGGACAAGAAGAGGAAGCCCCGAACUCCAGAAGAGAUUGCUGAGCGCAAGGCCAAGCAAGAAGCUGAGGGCAAUCCAGCAAUCACUCCAAAAACGCUGUUGAACGCCUUGGUCAUGAAAAUCGCGAAGCGCUAUCUCCAGAAGGGCGAGACGGUAUACGAGACGAAGACCUACAACGGCGGUGGGCAUCAGGCCACAGUCAAGCUUUCUGCGCUGCCGGGGGAGUGGAGCGAGCGAAUGUGGGCCGGACAUGUCUGCACUACGAAGCAGAAGGCAGAGCAAAGUGCUGCAGAGAUUGCGCUGGAAUCGAUCAAGCAGGACAAGGAACUCAUGGAAGAAGCUGACAAGCCGAAAGGCUUCGGCAAAGGCGGCAAGGGCAAGGGCAAAGGCUUUAUGUGGGAUCCCUGGCAGUGGGGAUGGAUGUGGGGCAUGCCCUCGAGCGAACUUCCGCGCAAAGAUGUUCUCACGGAGUCCAUCACUGGUGAAGUCAUUGAAUGGAAGGAGUCGCACGGCUGGAUUAAGGCAGACGUCGAACUCGACCACAAGGCUGCAUCUCGUCGCGAGGGCAAGAUAUUUGUGGGGAAGUCCGACGCUCCGGAGGAUGGACUGGUAGCUGGUGCAAAGGUGAGCUUCACGGUGUAUGAGGACCCGCGUGGCCUUGGAGCGAAAGACUUGAAAGUCCUUUGUUCUGAAUAUCCAAGUGCUUCGUUCUGGAUCUGUGCCAUGCCUCUCCGAUGGCCAUUUUGCCCAGCGUUCAUAGGCUGGGUGCUUCGGUGCUUCCUGAGGGAAGACUUCACUGUAUCUUUCCGUGUCGUUGUUUGGAAUGUUGCACUGUACAUGGGGAGAUGCGUUGGAGAUCGAUUUGCUACUACGGUGAAGUUGGAGCUGACGGGUCGAGGCUACAACUCAGUGGAGUCAAGUCAGAUGUCUUUAAGCGAUUAUGAUGCAGAUCCAUUGGUUCGAGCAAAGAUCAAGAGCGACCAAAUACCGUUAUGUGCCAACAAUAUCCGCAGAGCGUUCAUGGCCGAGGCAGUGCGCAGCCGCAGGCAAUGUGAGGAUAGAGCUCGAAGUGCAGUGUCCAGCAUGAGUUCCAAAAGAGGAAGAUCGCCUCAGCUGUGCGACGGGAGCGCUGAUGCCGAGAAGGAUGGAGGAGACAAGAAAGAAGCCAAGAAGUUGAAGAAAAUCAAAAAGAAAGCAAAGAAGGAGGCAAAAAAAGCCAAGAAAGCUGCAAAGAAGCUGAAGAAAAUGCAGAAGCUCGUUCAAAAGAAGAAGGACGGCAAAAGCAGCAAAGGAAUCAAGAGCGAUUCAAGCAGUGAUUCCUCAAGCUCAAGCAGCCUUCCAUUCGUGAUGGACAUGGACUUUUCGUCGUCUGGCAAGGAACUUGAUCCCCGAAAUCCAGAUUCCAGGAUCCAGCGAGCCCUAGGCCUGACCUGUGGGGCCUUCUCUUUCAUCGAACGGAAAGAUGACGAGGAGGUGUACAAAGAUGGACGCAAGGCGAAAUACAAGGAGGGCGAAGAUCAAAGCAAAGACUGGAUUUGCUUACGGUCGAAAGCAAACGGGGAGCCGUGUGGGGAAAGAAAUUUCCCACGCAACGAGAAGUGCUUCCGGUGUGGAGGUUUGAGGCAGAACACUGCCCCUCUUGUUAGAGACUACAAGCCGAACAAAGUCGACGGGCGCAAAUUCUGA